AUGAGCGGGGCGGCGGCGGAGGAGGCGGACUCGCCGCCGUCGGAGAUGUCGGAGGACGAGGCCGCCGGGGGCGGGGGGAGGUGGACGGCGGAUCUAAGGGGAGGGAACGGGGGCGCGGGGAGGUGCCCGGCGGCGCCGCCGGACCAGGUGCUGGAGAACGUGCUGGAGAGCGUGCUCGAGUUCCUGACGGCGGCGCGGGACCGGAACGCGGCGUCGCUGGUGUGCCGCUCGUGGUACCGCGCCGAGGCGCAGACGCGGCGGGAGCUGUUCAUCGGGAACUGCUACGCGGUGUCGCCGCGCCGCGCCGUGGAGCGCUUCGGCGGCGUGCGCGCCGUCGUGCUCAAGGGGAAGCCCCGCUUCGCGGACUUCAGCCUCGUCCCCUACGGCUGGGGCGCCUACGUGUCGCCCUGGGUGACCGCGCUCGGCCCCGCCUACCCACGCCUCGAGCGUAUCUGCCUGAAGCGGAUGACUGUCAGCGACGACGACCUCGGCCUCAUCGCGCUGUCCUUCCCGCAGUUCAAGGAGCUCUCGAUGGUGUGCUGCGACGGCUUCAGCACCCUGGGUCUCGCCGUCAUCGCUGAGCGAUGCCGGCAUUUGCGGGUUCUGGAUCUGAUUGAGGACUAUGUAGAGGAUGAGGAAGACGAACUGGUAGAUUGGAUCUCCAAGUUCCCACAGUCAAACACAUCACUGGAGUCACUUGUGUUCGACUGUGUUGGUGUUCCCUUCAACUUUGAGGCCCUGGAGGCACUUGUUGCACGUUCGCCCUCUCUUCGCCGUUUGUGUGUGAACCACCAUGUUUCAGUGGAGCAGCUCCGGCGUCUCAUGGCGAGGGCGCCUCAGCUCACACACCUCGGCACUGGGGCCUUCCGGCCUGAGACUGCAGCAGGUGGUGGGGGCAUAUCUGUGUCGGAACUUUCAGCCUCUUUUGCGGCCUCAAGGUCUAUUGCCAGUCUCUCUGGUUUCCGGGAGGUCAAUCCGGAAUACCUUCCUGGAAUCUACCCUGUUUGUGCCAAUCUCACAUCCCUUAACUUUAGCUUCGCAAAUGUAACUGCUGAGGAACUCCUUCCAGUCAUUCGCCAGUGCCACAAGCUUCGUACAUUCUGGGUUCUUGAUACAGUGGGUGAUGAAGGCCUCCAUGCCGUGGCUGAGACAUGCUCAGAUCUCCGUGAGCUGCGAGUAUUUCCUUUGGAUGCUACCGAGGACUCUGAGGGUUCAGUGUCAGAUGUUGGUCUUCAGGCAAUUUCAGAAGGCUGUCGGAAGCUUGAAUCUAUACUUUACUUUUGCCAGCGAAUGACCAACGCUGCAGUUAUAGCUAUGUCCAAGAACUGCCCUGACCUUGUGGUGUUCCGUCUUUGCAUCAUGGGCCGCCACCGCCCUGAUCGGAUCACUGGGGAGCCAAUGGAUGAUGGUUUUGGGGCAAUAGUGAUGAACUGCACAAAGCUCACUAGGCUUUCUGUUUCUGGUUUGCUCACAGAUAAGGCAUUUGAAUACAUAGGGAAAUAUGGUAAACUAAUAAAGACUUUGUCACUUGCCUUCUCUGGGGACAGUGACUUGUCACUUAAGUAUUUGUUCGAGGGAUGCACUAGUUUGAAUAAGCUUGAGGUCAGGGAUAGCCCUUUCAGUGAUAAGGGAUUGCUAUCAGGACUGGAUUAUUUUUACAAUAUGAGGUUUCUGUGGAUGAACUCAUGCAGGCUAACCAUGAGGGGUUGUAGAGAAGUUGCACAACAGAUGCCUAAUUUGGUUGUUGAAGUAAUGGGUGACCAAUCUGAUGAUGGCGGUGAAACUGAGGUUAUUGAUAAGUUGUACCUUUAUCGGUCACUAGCAGGGCCAAGAAAUGAUGCACCGCCAUUUGUGAAAAUUUUGUAGCUGUUAUUUUUGUUGGGGUUGGACUGCCAUCAGAAGUGGAUCCUCGUCGAAGUGUUAUUCUUCAGACCAUGUUUAUUCUGUUGUAGAUCAAGCUAGGCCAUUGUAGCAUUCCUGUUCAAAUUUCCAGAGCCAUCAUCGAAGUUUCCUGUGGAUGGUUUUCAUAGUUUCGCAGGGAACAUUCAUGCAUCUGUCAGUUCAUUGAAGGAGCAGCAGAUGUUCUUACAAUGCUAUCUACCCAAGCAAUUAUGCAUUUACACUGCUGACCAAUUGGCGUUUUCCGUUUGAAGCAGAUCGGUAUCUGGUUUAUAUGUGCAUCUUCCAGGACACACUUGCGCCAGAGGGAACCAAAAUUCUUUUCGCCACACUUUGAAGGAUCCCAGUAUUGCAGAAUAGAUGAGUAACUACUGAUUGCACCCAGAAACUCCAGUUAGCAGGUUUUAGAUGGUUUCUUUUAGUUCAAACCUCCAAUUAUGGGUUUCUUCUGCGACUUUUGUUUUAUUACAUCAUCUACUUCUUAUGUUGUAGAUGAUCUCAAAAUCAACUGUGGUAAAGUUUCCCUUAUUUGUAGCUUCCAUGUUAUUUUUUUGUAGACACUUGUAGGCCAUCACUUAUAUUCUUGGUCUCUCCUCAUUCUGUCAUUAAUGAAAAAAAAAGAGCUAUCGGAUGUAUUGGAAUUUUAUUGAGCAACUUUUGGUUUGCGCUUAUCAUAUUGCU
Molecule: messenger RNA, 2580 nt
Organism: Oryza brachyantha (malo sina)
Lineage: Eukaryota; Viridiplantae; Streptophyta; Magnoliopsida; Poales; Poaceae
Product: F-box protein FBX14-like
Exons: 3
Coding region: 1-1866 (621 amino acids)
Biological process (GO): SCF-dependent proteasomal ubiquitin-dependent protein catabolic process
Cellular component (GO): SCF ubiquitin ligase complex
Source: RefSeq, a predicted model, not a curated record